Jatropha curcas is the source of this 1584-nucleotide messenger RNA. NCBI's taxonomy places the organism in Eukaryota, Viridiplantae, Streptophyta, Magnoliopsida, Malpighiales, Euphorbiaceae. The record is from RefSeq and is a predicted model, not a curated record.
CCGCACAUGUUCAAAAAGUUACUUGUCAUUUAGCAACAACACGUUGGUUACCAAAAACAAGAUCACCUCCGGGUGAUGUUAGUGUUACAAUUAAUCUUUGGACUUUUCCUCAUCUGGCACCAUUCUUAUUCGUACUUUCUCUUUCUCUCUUCAAGCCACCUUUCCUUUCUUUUUCUCUCUCUAAAUCCGAACGACUAAUGGCUCAGAACCAUUGGCCCAAACCUGAAAAACACACCGCCACCGCUAUGUAUCCACCGCCAUCCACCUCCUCUUCCUCACAGCAAAAACGAACGGUUCAAACCGGUCUAACCAGGUACGGUUCGGCUCCAGGUUCGUUUUUAACCAGAGCGGUUGAUUCUGUUAUUGGACCUGACCGUGAAUUCUCCAACUUAGGAUCACCUUCUCCUUCAUUAGUCAGUCAUCAUCAGUACUUCUCCGGUGACUCGUCCUCGCUCACAUCCGAGUCAACUUGUCAAGUCAACUCGUCUAAUGAUCCUAAAACUGGCGGUGGCGGAGGUGGAGGUGGAUUACAGAGAUCGUAUGGGUUUAACGAGAUUAAUGGAUCUUUGGUUAGGCAGAAGAGCUCACCUGCUGGCUUUCUAUCCCAUAUGGCAGCCGAAAACGAGUUCUAUGUGCAAGAUUUCAACUUGAGAGCAGGUUUUUCAAUUACACCAGGGUCUGGAGGAUAUAGCUCCCAUAAUGGCACAAAUGGUGGCCACACAGUAUCAAGAUUGAAGUCCCAAUUGAGCUUCACUAGACAAGAUUCUCUUUCUCAGAUAUCUGAAGUUAGUGAGGAUGUUAUUGAAGGCAUCGGCUCUAACAAUGGCCACCAGAAUUCUCACCAUUCUUAUCCCUCUUCAAGCUUUGGGAUUGGGUCCUGGGACAGUACCAAUUCCAUUGCAUUUUCUGGACCACCAAGCAAGCGAGUGAAGAACAUUGACGGAGACAUUUUUAACUGCCUCAACGGCUUAGAAACUCAGUUUAGUUUGCCACAGACAAGUCUUGAGAUGGGGACUGUGGAGAAGCUAUUAAAUAUUCCUGAGGACUCCGUGCCUUGCAAAAUUCGUGCCAAGCGUGGCUGUGCCACCCACCCACGAAGCAUUGCUGAAAGGGAGAGAAGAACCAGAAUAAGUGGGAGGUUGAAGAAACUACAAGAUCUUGUUCCUAACAUGGAUAAGCAAACGAGCUAUGCAGACAUGUUGGAUUUGGCAGUUCAGCACAUCAAAGGCCUUCAAACUGAAGUUCAGAAACUACAAAAAGAAUUGGAACAUUGUACAUGUGGUGGAUGCAGACCUAACGCAUGACAUUUUGGCUAACUUAGUUUUCAUGAAACAAGUUUUUGAAGGCAAAGGGCCUGAGGUAAGGCUAACUUUGUUGUUGUACCAAGUUUAACUCAAUAAUGCGAAGGUAGAAGAGUAGAAACUCUAAUUGUAUAUAGUGAAGUAAAACAAGUAUUGGUAAUUUGUAAAACAUCAGAAAAGAUGUGUAAAGUGGCAUUCAUUGUCUUCUUUUGAGUAGUUUGUGAUCAUUCUGAGGAUGAUUUGGUUUUUUAAAUUUUAUAUGGCUUUUGAAAUUCUAUAUACU